AAAAAGAUGAGGCUACUUGGUCAACUAUUGAAGAAGAAGUUCUUGAAACUCUAUUCUCAUCAGUUGACCAAGAAGAUCCAUUAGAUGAUACAUUAGUUGUAAAAGAAAUCAAUAUAAAAUUAUGUUGA
This is a messenger RNA of Cetraspora pellucida, 128 nucleotides long. Lineage: Eukaryota; Fungi; Glomeromycota; Glomeromycetes; Diversisporales; Gigasporaceae. The record is from the annotation of a GenBank genome assembly.